CGUCCUGCCAAAACAUCAGAUCCAGUAAGCACUUUUACGAGCAUACUGGAGCUCCGUCUAACUAUCCGGUGCCAUCCUCAUCUCUCUUCAGCACGGGGUAUCGGAGGUCGAAAGCGACAAGGGUGCUCGCGCUCACCGCAUCACGUGGCCAGCAUGCCAACACCCUCUACAAGAAAACGAAACCAGAGAGCCUGCACAGCAUGUAGGCAAGUAAAACACCGCUGCGAUAGCGCAGAGACGUUCCCUGCAGCUUGUACUCGCUGCCAAGAGAAGAGCCUCCAUUGCAAGACGGAUCCGAACUUCAAACGUACCAAGACGCGAGGACGAUUAGUUGAAGUAACGACACAGUUGAACGCUAUUCAGAAAGCCUUGAAUGAACGGGAGAUUUCAGUGGAUCUCGCAACUCCUUCGCUUGUUCCAAGCGAUCAUGGCAUCAGUGGUAUUGAGAGCGUACACGAACUGCCAAAAGAUGACUUUUAUCGUUAUUCAACCAUUGGGGAUUUGCCUUCAUCACCUCUGUCCCUUGGGACGGUAUCACUUCAGAAUGACCAGCUCCGAGAACUUUUCGAACAUUUCAAAAUCAACUACUAUUAUCAAUUCCCAAUCCUAGACACAGACAUGUCUCUCUCUCAACUCCACCAAUCUUCAGCCGUUCUGUUCUGGGCCGUCAUAAUCAUCAGCUCUCGAUGGCAUCCAUCUCUCUUCCCCUUGUACCCCUCACUCGUCACAGGAUACCGAGACAUACUUUCCAAGACACUUCUCGAACCAAUGAAUACCAUCGAGUCGAUCCAAGCGAUCCUUAUGUUCUGUGUCUGGCCAUUCGAUUUCUGGCGGAAGAUAGAAGAUCCAAGUUGGAGUUAUUGUGGGUUUGCUACCAAUGCCGCUACGAGACUGAGGAUCAAUGAAUCUUGCGCACAUGGAUGUUUAGCAAAGAAUGCUCGUAUCAGAAAGAAGACUUGGCUAGCCUGUGUUCAUGUCAAUUGCGUGCUCAGCCAAGGCUGGUUGAUCGGUGUGCCAGUAUUGCAAGAACUGCUCACGACUGCAGUCACGCUCCACUCACCAUGCACGCCAUCCGAACAAAGAUUCUUGGCAAAAGUGGAAAUCCUAAGCACUCUUUCCAAAUCUACCUCGACUAUAAGCAGUCUACAAAACAAUAGCCAUGCAUGGAACUUCGCCCUUAAUCUAGGUUCAGAUCUUGAUUCCAUCCGCGAGAAGCACAACGCCUGCUGGGAUGCCAAGAGCGAAGUUCUUCUCCUCGGUGCGCAAAUCUGUCUAUACACACUCCAGCUUGACCUGGACUCAAAGAGUCGUGCCGCUUCAGAAUUAAUAGCUUCGCUCGCUGAUCUAGACACCACCACCGAGCGACGAAACUUCAUACACACCAUCUACCUCACCUCCCUCCGCCUCGUCCACACCUUCCAAAACCUCUCCCCCGCCGCCCACAACCCCGCCACCCCAAGCAGUCCCUACCGCCACCUCCCCAAAUUCAACUUCCUCCUCCUCGUCAUGUCCAUGGCAUUCAUCUUCAAAGUCCGGCUCAUCUAUUACCAAGCGCUGAAACUCAAACCCGAAGAUACAGACCCGCAUAUCCGGUCUAUCCACGACAUCUUCUCCUCUUGGACGAGAGACGAGAAUGAUCAUGCUGGGAGGGGCGUCAAGCUGAUUGAUAUGAUUUUGAAGGCGGAGAAGAAGGGUGUGGAUUUGAGGGGGUUGGUUGAGGGUGCUGGGGAGGUGGGGGAGGGGAAUGGGAAUGGGAGUGGGAGUAGGAGGCCUGGGAGUGUGGUGUUGAGUGAUUUGGUGGUUGUUGCUACGAGGUUGAGGGAGGAUGCGGAGAGGGAGAGGGAGGCGAGGGAGAGGGAAAGGGAAGCCAGGAUUGCGAAGGAGGGAAAUACGGAGGAUGGUGGGCGUGAGGGGGAGGAGAAUAUGGUGGGGGGUGGUGGGUUGGGUGAUGGGUGUAUGCCAGAUGUGUGUUUUGAUUGGGAGAUUCCUUGGGAGUUGGAUCUGUUGUCCCAGGAUCCUUUCACUUUCUUGACAGGAAUCUGAUGGAAUGUAAAAUUAAUAUGAUUGUACCACGGGCUCUCGAGAGUCCAAGAGCAAAUUAUUAUGACAGUCUCCCUGUUAUCAGCCGUUCAUGGUGCUGGUAUCCCAGAGGGAAGCUUUGCUCUUCUGGACCACUCAGUCUCUUUUGGCAAAUUGAUAACAAGUCACUUGACUAUGUUGAUUCUGGAGCACUGAAAACCGCAAAGUAUUCUUCGUCCAAAUGGCCUUCCUUAGAAAACGAGGUUUUGAAAAUCUUCCAGCUGCGGAC
This is a messenger RNA of Cadophora gregata, 2308 nucleotides long. RefSeq names its product suppressor protein sef1, variant 2 (gene SEF1). Bases 154 to 2043 code for a protein of 629 amino acids. NCBI's taxonomy places the organism in Eukaryota, Fungi, Ascomycota, Leotiomycetes, Helotiales, Ploettnerulaceae. Gene Ontology annotation, biological process: regulation of DNA-templated transcription. The record is from RefSeq and is a predicted model, not a curated record. Gene Ontology annotation, cellular component: nucleus. Gene Ontology annotation, molecular function: zinc ion binding; DNA-binding transcription factor activity, RNA polymerase II-specific; transcription cis-regulatory region binding. The transcript has 5 exons.